GCAGGAACUACAGUCAACGCACAUGUGUUCUGUAUGUCGCGAAUGUGUUGGAAUAAAAGGAAAAACACAAGAAUCAGAGUCUGUCCACAGACCUAGCCACAAUGCUUAGUGAUGGCGAAGCUAAAGAACUGCUCUCAUUUCUCACUCUGGAGACGAGAGCUGAUGUCAAAGGGCAGGCCACGGGAUACAUCCUGGGCCUCACAGGAAACCGGGAUGGGUGCCGGUACCUACAGUCCAAGCCAGACUUUCUUAAAGCCUUGGUGACUCUAACUCGUGAUCCCUCCAUUGCCAUUGUAAAGGACUGUUAUCAUGCCCUGAUUAACCUCUCGGCGGACGAGACUCUUCACCAGCCUUUGGUCAAAGAGACGGACUUACUGGUUAUACUGUUCCAGAACCUCCUGGACUCGGAGUAUAUGUUUGCAGACCGGAUCUGUACUAUCCUCAGUAACCUGAGCCGACACGAGCGGACGUGCAGAGAUGUGUUCAGUGCUCUGCAGGAGCAGAAGAUCGGACUGGACAAAGUGGUGGAGAUCUUCUGCACAGAGGGGUUCAAUAAGAAAGCCUCACUUCAUUAUCUGGGACCCCUGCUAUCCAACCUCACACAGCUGCCCGAGGCACGACACUUCAUUCUGGACAAGGACAGGUGUGUGAUUCAGAGGCUCCUGCCGUACGCACAGUACGAGGAAUCCACCACCAGACGAGGAGGGGUGGUGGGAACGCUCAGAAAUUGCUGCUUUGACUACAGUCAUCACGAGUGGUUGCUCAGCGAUGCGGUGGAUAUUUUACCAUACCUUUUAUUACCAUUGGCUGGACCAGAGGAGCUCUCAGAGGAAGAGAAUGAAGGUUUGCCUGUGGACUUGCAGUACCUGCCAGAGGACAAAAAGAGAGAAGAUGAUCCUGAUAUCCGCAAGAUGCUCUUAGAAACCCUGAUGCUUCUUACAGCUACUAAAGUGGGCCGACAGACUAUGAAGAACAAGAACGUGUAUCCCAUCAUGAGAGAGUUUCACAAAUGGGAGAAGGAUCCACAUGCGAUUUCAGCCUGUGAGAAACUCGUCCAGGUUUUGAUUGGAGACGAGCCGGAGGCGGGAUUGGAGAAUCUGAUGGAGGUGGAGAUUCCCAAAGACGUGGAGGAAAAACUGAAGGAACUGGACACCAAAGAGCAGGAACAAAUGGAAAAGGACAUACAAGAAUCUGAGAAGAAGCUAAAUGAAUCCCCAGAGGGCCUGGAGAGAUAAACAGACAUCAAAGCCAAUAAACAAAACUUUACUUCCAUAAAUAAAGACUUUGCUGAGUUGAAUGUCCAGGAUAAUUGAAUAAAAAGAUUUGGAAACGAA
Molecule: messenger RNA, 1334 nt
Organism: Puntigrus tetrazona (Sumatra barb)
Lineage: Eukaryota; Metazoa; Chordata; Actinopteri; Cypriniformes; Cyprinidae
Gene: hgh1
Product: HGH1 homolog (S. cerevisiae)
Exons: 7
Coding region: 102-1235 (377 amino acids)
Source: RefSeq, a predicted model, not a curated record